Molecule: messenger RNA, 1371 nt
Organism: Cydia pomonella (codling moth)
Lineage: Eukaryota; Metazoa; Arthropoda; Insecta; Lepidoptera; Tortricidae
Exons: 3
Coding region: 1-477 (158 amino acids)
Cellular component (GO): membrane
Molecular function (GO): phosphatidylinositol bisphosphate binding
Source: RefSeq, a predicted model, not a curated record
AUGGCCGCGGCGCAUCAACACUACCACUGGGCUGGAAUCAUAGAAGAGCUCAAGAAUUUAGCUUGCCUGAACUGUAUUUCACAUAAACAAGUAACUUGUUCAUUUCAGGACGGCUACGGAAUAAGAAUAAAGGGUAUAUACCUAAUAUCUUCUUCUAAAACAAUUGAUGCACUUGUAAAAAUUGUGAAGCAGUUUAUUAGUGCUAAAAUUGCUCAAAGGAUCAAUGUUGUAAAAUCGCCAGAAUCAUUACAUGAAGUUUUCCCUAAAUGCUUGCUACCAAAAUACUUAGGGGGGGAGCAGAAAUCUAUGUUGGAACUCUUCGAUGAAAAUAUUGAAGAGCUUUCUUCAGAAAGUCAUAUAUUGCACAUGAUGGAAAUGAGACAUGCAUGUACUGAUGAAAACCUAAGGAGAAAUAAUAAAUGUAAUGAAGAGUACCUUGGAUUACCUGGAUCUUUUAGAAUUUUAAGUGUUGAUUGAUGAAAAUCAAAGUAACAUUGUUAUUAUUUAUUGACUUCAAAUAAGAAGACACUACACUAUUUGCAAUUCAGCAUACUUGUUUCUAUAUAAUUACAUUUUCAAACCAAAAUUCUACUUCAUUAAAAAAUGAGGGAAUCAAAUUUUAGCUCAAUUAAAUUUAUUCAAUAUCAACCUUUAGUAAAAGUUCUUUGUCCUAGAGUUUUUCAGCUAACGAACGUAACGACCACAUAUAAACGAUUCAUCAAACUCAUUAAAGUCGGCCACAGCGCAACUUCCAGAGCCAUAAAAGAAAGAAAUCUCAAGUUUUCACCGAAGAGGAAGAAAUAAGUUUGCUAUGUUUGUCCUAAGUUACAAAAUCAGCGAUAUAAAAUUCUGGCUCGCUAAAUUAAGAAUUUUCAAAGCGUUAACGAUAUUUACUAUUUCAUGCUAUUAUAUAAUUUCUAUUGCUUAGCUUACCUUCAUCUAAAAUAAUUAGAUAUUAUUUGAUAUUAUAUAUAUUCGUUACUUAGUUGCUAAUCGUGGAAACCAGUGUCAUGACAGGUCAUUGACAAAUAUCUUUUUAAUCAACGAGUAUAUCAGGUGUUAUACAGACAGUCGCCUAUUCCGAGGGUGCAUGGAGAUAGAAGAAACAGCCUCUCACGUGGUGCUGGAAUGCAGCAGAGCGGUUUGAUAGGAUUCCUUGAGGAGUCGGACUGGCAGGAUUCGCCUAUAAUAAUAGGUCGGCAAAUAUCACUAAAAACUGGCGCAAUGAACAUUUUAUAAUUACUAAUUAUGUAUGUACACGAAUGUUGAUUUCGAACUUAUAUGUUCUUAAUAAAUAGUGUGGCAAUGAACAACAAAAAUUUACCAAUAUGAAUAGUUUUUCGAUCACAGCAGCUGGUAGGUAGAUAGACU